Messenger RNA from Stegodyphus dumicola, 977 nucleotides. RefSeq lists its product as uncharacterized. NCBI's taxonomy places the organism in Eukaryota, Metazoa, Arthropoda, Arachnida, Araneae, Eresidae. The record is from RefSeq and is a predicted model, not a curated record. Gene Ontology annotation, biological process: mitotic sister chromatid segregation. Gene Ontology annotation, cellular component: spindle midzone; chromosome passenger complex; chromosome, centromeric region.
AUUCAUUUUAAUUAUGGUGGGAAGACGUAAACGUCGAAUUAAAAAGGAAAUAGAUCCAACACUUGCAGAGAAGAAAAAAGUGAUAGAAAAACUCUGGCAAAAUUUUCGUCAGGAUGCUGAAAGUUAUAGAGCUCAUUUAAAAGCGUGCUGUGAUAGGGAAUGUGACAGAAUAAAGAAAAUGUAUGAUGACAAAAUUACAGCUAUGCCAGCGCAUUUGCGGAAAAUGACUAUUGCUGAAAUUAUAGCCCUACAAGAAAAAGAAAAUUCAUAUAAUCCUGUGGCUUCAAAACAAGAAACUGCUUAUCGUGAGCAGUUGAAAUUAAUAAGUGAAAAAAAAGCUUUGAAAACAAAAGAGAGAAACAGAAGUUUCAGUGCAUCUUGUUCAAGGCCUCUGCCAAACAUCAAUGUAGGCCAAUCAACAAAUAUAUUUUCUCGACUUAGCAGAAUUCAGAGUGAAACAUCAUUACUUACUCCUGUAUCAAAAUACAGCAGAUUGCCCAGUAUUGUUGUUACGCCCAAAUUUGAUCCUAAGAAGCCUACACUGAAGGGAGUAGUUAGAAAACCUCGUGUAGGUGAAGUCCUUAUGUCACUAACUGGAAGUCCUGUUCAUAAUUACAUGGAUGAUAUUCCUGACAAGCCCACUAUUACUCUUUCUUUGGGAAAAGGAAAGGUUGUUAUGUUGAGUGAUACAAAUGAUGUUGAUAUUGAAAAGGAGUUGCCAAAAGAAAAUGUUGAACCUCUGAAGCUGCAAUUAGAAAAUGUCAAGAAAAAGCUUGAUAAAGUUAUUCAGAAAUCCAAUUGAUGGCUGAUAAAUAAUAAACUUUUUAUUACUGCAUUUUUGUAUGCUCUUACUGUGAGGGUGUGUGCAUAUUUUUAUUAUAUCUUUUAAUGUAUGAAAAAGUAUGUAUUCAAAAACUGUGUAUAAUUUUUUUCUGAAUUAUCUCUUGAUUGUCUAAAUAAAAAUUCUUUAUACAAUU